Messenger RNA from Saccostrea cuccullata (small rock oyster), 503 nucleotides. RefSeq lists its product as uncharacterized. Lineage: Eukaryota; Metazoa; Mollusca; Bivalvia; Ostreida; Ostreidae. The record is from RefSeq and is a predicted model, not a curated record. Bases 131 to 493 code for a protein of 120 amino acids. The transcript has 4 exons.
AAACAUCCGGAUAUUUGUUUAAAUGGUUACUCAUCUAAACACUUUACGUCAUGUUACAAAAUGUGAUUAAAAAGAGGUACCAUAUCCAAUUUGUUCAUUUAUAAUUAUAAAUUUGAUAGUAAGAAGAAGUAUGUUUACAAUGUACCAUUUCUUUCCAAUUCUGAUCUUUGUUGCAAGGAAUGCACAUACCCUUGUUCUGCAAAGAGGACCAUGUCUCUUUGUUAGGAAUGAGACGUUUAUAGAAGGAGAAUUCAAUAACGUCACUCAAAUUUGCUGUUCGGGAUCAGGGAAACCACCUACAAAACAGAAACACAGAUUUGUUGCGGUGGAAAAGUGCUUGAGAGGGCGGACGAUGAUAGAAUUUGCUGUAAAAAAGUUUCUGAUUCUAAAGGAGGUUUUGUUUAUUCCGUAUCAAAUAUACGAAAACCCAAAUGUUGUGGACUUCAAGUUUACUCAUCACUGCAGAAUAAUUGCCUUAAUGGUGUGCUACUAGAUAAAAAUAA